This is a messenger RNA of Gasterosteus aculeatus aculeatus (three-spined stickleback), 2910 nucleotides long. It is a transcript of the gene naalad2, whose product is annotated as N-acetylated alpha-linked acidic dipeptidase 2. The record is from RefSeq and is a predicted model, not a curated record. Gene Ontology annotation, molecular function: carboxypeptidase activity. Lineage: Eukaryota; Metazoa; Chordata; Actinopteri; Perciformes; Gasterosteidae.
CCUCCGCUGUGCACCACCUAAACAAAUUACUCUCUAUCUGCGUCUCUGUGGAGUCGGUCCUGUCGGUGCGCGGGAGCCUCUGGGACGUACUGCUUUGCAAUGAGGAAGGAGUCCAGGUUCAUUUGGUGGAUCAGGUGGAUUGUGAUUGUGACAGCUUUGUUGUUGCUGGGCUUCACCUUAGGCUGGUUUGCGAAGCCCACACAUCCAAAGGCUGCAAACGAAAGUCCUUCCAGCAAAUAUCUGAAGGAUUUUCUGGAGGGAAUGCAGCCGGACCAGAUCAGACAACACCUUCGGAAAUUCACACGUCUCCCCCACCUGGCUGGCACGGAGCAAAAUCUGAGAUAUGCAGAGCAGAUCAGGAAAGAGUGGCUGGAGUUUGGACUGGACGCGGUGGAGAUGGUGCCCUAUGACGUGCUGUUGUCCUACCCCAACAAAUCGCAGCCCAAUUACAUCUCCAUAGUGGAUCGCUUUGGCAUUGAGGUUUUCAACACAUCCUUAGCAGAGCCGGUCCCAGAAGGUUAUGAAGAUGUUGCUGACAUUGUACCUCCAUACAGUGCCUUCUCUGCAAAAGGACAACCUGAGGGGGAUUUGGUUUAUGUGAACUAUGGUCGAACAGAAGACUUUUUCCAGUUAGAGGAGAUGAACAUCACUGUUACUGGCAGGAUUGUCAUUGUCAGAUAUGGACAAAUAUUUAGAGGCAAUAAGGUGAAAAACGCCAUGUCAGCAGGAGCAAAGGGGAUCAUCAUGUUCUCAGACCCAGCAGAUUACAGUGCUGCUGGAGUCCAGCCGUACCCUGACGGCUGGAACCUACCCGGCGGAGGAGCUCAGAGGGGGAACGUUCUCAGGCUGGAUGGAGCGGGAGACCCGCUCACACCCGGGUACCCCGCCAAGGAAUAUACCUACAGAUUGAGCCUGGAGAACGCAGUGGGCCUCCCCAACAUUCCUGUACAUCCAAUCGGCUACCACGAUGCCAUUCACCUGCUGAAGAACAUGGGAGGACAGAUUCCGCCCAACAACUGGAAAGGAACUCUGGAUGUCUCCUAUAGGAUUGGUCCAGGCUUUAAGGAUGACUUCAAGAGCCAGAAGGUACGUAUGAACAUCCACACCAACAGCCAGGUCACUCGCAUCUACAACGUCAUCGGCAGGAUAAGAGGGGCUGUGGAGCCAGACCGGUACGUGAUUCUCGGAGGGCACCGGGACGCCUGGGUGUUUGGGGGGAUCGAUCCCAUGUCUGGUGCUGCUGUGGUCCACGAGACAGUCAGGGGCUUUGGUCUGCUGCGGAGCAAAGGCUGGAGGCCUCGGAGGACUUUAAUAUUUGCCAGCUGGGAUGCAGAAGAGUUUGGACUGCAGGGAUCUACAGAAUGGGCAGAGGAUAACGCCAAGGUGUUACAGGAGAGAGCUGUGGCCUACGUCAAUGCCGACUCUGCCAUCGAGGGCAUGUACACGCUGAGGGUUGACUGCACUCCAUCUCUACACACUUUGGUGUACAAUCUCACUAAGCAGAUAGCGAGUCCAGAAGAAGGAGAGGAGGGAAUUUCUUUGUACGACAGUUGGCAUAAGAGGGACAACUGGACAGCUGACCGCGAUGCACCCAGGAUCAGUAAACUUGGGUCGGGCAGUGAUUUCGAGGCCUAUUUCAUCCGUCUGGGAAUCGCUGCAGCCAGAGCCAGAUACACCAAGGACAGGAAAACCGAGUGGUACAGCAGUUAUCCGGUCUAUCACAGCGUGUACGAAACCUUCGAGGUGGUGGACAGGUUUUACGACCCCACCUUCAAGAGGCUCCGGGCGGUGGCCCAGGUGAGAGGCGGGCUUGUCUUUCAAUUGGCCGAUUCCCAGCUGCUGCCUCUCGACGUCAACCAGUACGCAGACUCGCUGGGGAAGUACGCGCAGAGCAUCGCGCGCGAGGCCCAGAAGCACCCGGAGGAGAUGGAGAUGUACGGGGUGUCGUUUGAUUCCUUGUUUUCUGCUGUGAGGAACUUCAGCGUUGCAGCCGGGGACUUUCACGAACGCCUGCAGAGUCUCAACAGAGCGGAUCCUCUGCAGGUGCGCGCCGUGAACGAUCAGCUGAUGUAUCUGGAGAGAGCCUUCAUUGACCCGCUGGGUUUACCUGGGAGACCCUUCUACAGGCAUGUGAUCUUUGCUCCCAGCAGGCAUAACAAAUAUGUAGGGCAGUCUUUCCCUGGAAUCAAUGAUGAACUGUUCGACAUCAAGAACUCUGCUGAUCCGAAGAAGGCCUGGGACGAAGUCAAGCGUCAAAUCAGCGUCGCUGCGUUCACCGUUCAUGCUGCCGCCAUGACGCUGACCCCGCCUGCAUGAGGCAGGCACAGACGCUCUGAAGCAGUCCGUGGGUCAUCGCGCUCGGACGCCAGAAUGACAGAAACAAGAACAGUAUAGAUGCACACACAUAGUAGUUUAAACAACGUGACCUCAGCGGAGCCGGCUUGAUGCAGAACGUGUGUGUGAGCAUUUCAGAGACUAAGCUGCAGACCUUCCACAAGUGUGGGUGUGAGAGAUAUAAUUCAUAUAUUAUGAAAAAUAAGGAUGAGACACAGACCUUUUGAGCAGCACGUCUGUUUGUACAUUUCAAUUCUACUCGUAAAUAUGUUAAUAGCCGCCUUGUCUAAUGAUUUCCCAACCCGCGUCGAGUAAAGUUUCCCUGACAUUUUACGAAUGCGUCAUGUGGCCAAACCGUGCAAGGCUCAGUAAUACAGUGAAUGUCUGGGGGGCCGUCACUGUGGUACAACUCAUCGCUUACAUUAACAGCAGUUUUUACGUGAAUAAAGUGUCUGUCUACAAAUGAAACUAUUCUUUGCACACGUGCAAAAAAUCAGAUACAUGUUGGUCUGAGAAACGUUAACAAAACACAUUGUUAAAGAUAUUUGUUGAAUAAAUUGCUUGUAGCCCUUCGGA